Drosophila melanogaster (fruit fly) is the source of this 5535-nucleotide messenger RNA. RefSeq lists its product as uncharacterized. Lineage: Eukaryota; Metazoa; Arthropoda; Insecta; Diptera; Drosophilidae. The record is from RefSeq and is marked reviewed. Bases 501 to 2969 code for a protein of 822 amino acids. The transcript is spliced from 11 exons.
GGCAGUAGUGUUGCAUAGUAGCUGCCAGCCAGCUGAUUAUUCGCUAAAUAACCAAUUGUUUUUUCGCGAAUUUUUCAAUUUUCUGUGAUUUUUGCGGCUACAAAAUCGAAAACUAUAUUAAGCAAAAUACAUACGAACCUGGCAAUUGCGACUGCUUAUGUAAUAUCUGUGACAAACCAAGUUUUCUAGAAAAUACCUGCCGAUGCGUCGUUGCGCUUUGUUUUUGUUGCGUGAAUAAGAAUCGUUGGAUAUUUGUACAUUCGCAAUUUGUUGUAAAUAUGUUUAAAUCUUAAGUGCCACAGCUUAUCAACGAAGUAAUAUAAUUGCGAUUCCCUCCUUUUGUUAAUCAGUCCCACUAUAUAGCACUAAAUAUAAAAAUUGAGUGCACAAAUCGCAGUAUGCCCCAUUUUCUGAUUGUCAUUCCGAAAACAAACAAUGACAGUCGCAUUGAAAGUUUAAAUCAAAUCGUUUCCCAGAAAAUUCGUACGUAAAUAUCUGAAAUGUCAGACACUAAAUCCGAAAUUGAGGGCUUUAUAGCCAUUCCCACGACAUCGGGCGAACAACAACAACAACAGCCGCAACAGCAGCAAAAUGAGCAACAAGUGGUCGGCACAAAGGACAUUAAAGCUCCUGAUCAGGCAAGGACAAUUGUGGAUCCUCCGACGCCCUCGGCUGAGUCCUGCAACUCCUUCGAUAUCUUUGAGCCACCUGCCACGCCCCUGGAUUCCAUUAGCCUCAAGAGCAGUGCCAGUAGUUACCUCUACGAUCGUGAUAUUACAGCUAAGAAACAGAAUGGAGCUGCCAUACGCACAAAUAGCCUGGGUUCGGGCACUAGGACGCCACCUUUGGAAAGGAAGAGCAAACUCAGUGCCCUGGGCAGAUUCUUUAAGCCCUGGAAAUGGCGACGGAAAAAGAAGAGCGAGAAGUUCGAGGCGGCCUCCAAAUCCCUGGAGCGUAAGAUUUCUGUGCGUGCCAAUCGUGAUGAGCUAGUGCAAAAGGGGAUUCUAAUGCCUGAGAGUCCCCUGGGCAAUAUUCCAGAACCAGGCGAGGAGUCGUAUUAUAACAACAGCAAUAGUGGAGCCACCGCGAAUGGAUCCCUGCUCAACUCAGCCGUCCACAAUAAUUCCAUGAGCCAGGCCAAUAAUUCCAUAAAUGCCACCACCGGCAAUCCGCUCAUCUCCGCCGCCCAGCAGCAGCUGAACCAGGGACUUCCCAACUCGAUCUCCGUGCAGCAGUUCAACGGUCAGAACCAGAAUCCACAGAAUUCCAUGGCCAAUGGCCUAGUGGGUGGCGGCGGCGGCGGUGGAGACGGUUCCUCGGACACGUCUUCCCUCAGCGGCGGCGUUCCGCACUCGCAGUCGGCGCCCCAGCAACUGGGGGUGGGGCAACCACCACCACCCCUAACACCACUGGCCCAGCACCACCAGGCGCUGGCACAGCAGCUGCAGCAGCGAUUCGCCAUCAGCAACAAUAACGAACCAAGAAAAGACAAGACUGAUGCACAACAACAACAACACGGAGGCAAUGGCACAAUAUCCACGCCCAACAUCGAGCAGCCCACCUGCCAGGGCUCGAUGCUGCCGCCCCCCGGAGGCGGUGGCCAUCACCAGGUGGACGGGAGUGGCAAGAUGGAGCGGCCCAACACGCUCGCCGGCGCCAAUAAGCUGACCCGUCGCGGGGUCAACAUCUGCUAUCACAACGAGCACAUGUAUGGCGAAGAUGGAAAAAUGGUGGGUGGUCCGCCGGGCAGCACUCCGCCCCCGUAUCCGGGUGGCAAACUACCGCCGGGCGUAAUGCUCAGCGAACUGCCGGAGCCGCCGAUUCCGCUGUCGGAGAUCGGACCGAUCCCACCGCCCCCGAUGUUCUCCACUCCGAGUCCCACGCUCAUCGCAGGACGACCGCACGGGCCAGGGGCCGUCAACGAUCAGGAUUAUCAGCAGGACUACGACUACGAUGAUAACGAUCCCGAUCAGGAUGAGCUUGACUCGGACGAUGAGUACGCCCCGUAUGGUGGCAACCAUGUGCGCAUGAUGGACACGCAACGCGUCGAGGAAAUUCCAGCCAAAGAGCCCAAACCAAAUGCAGUUCCUCUCAAGUCGGCGCUGAAGAAGAAGGGCGGUAUGCAGCCCGCUUCCGCCUCCACGCCGGUCACGCCCACCCAGGAACAUGGAGCGGGAAGUGCGGCAACGGCAGCGGCCAUGGCAAACAGCAAUGGCGGUAUUGGCUCGAUGGCGGCAGCUGCCGCAGCUGCGGCCCAACAAUCCGCCAACCAACGACCGCUGGUCGUUCGCCAGGAUGCGGCGGGCAAUAACUAUUCGCUCAACAGGCAGCAAAUGUUCAACAUCCAAUUGCCGUGCACCGUGGAGAACAAGGAGAACGCCCGGCCAUUUGUGAUACGCGAAAGCAGCAGCGAUAGUGACGACAGCGAUGGCCAUAUCGUCUACAGGGACGAGGACAACGACAACACCCGGCUGGCCAAACUGGCCCGCAAGGAGUCGCUGUCCCUGAAGCUGCAGCUCCGACCGGACAAGCAGGACCUGAUCAACCGCAACAUCCUGCACCAGGUCAACGACAACGAGCUCAAGGAGUCCAAGGAGGCGAUCGGAGCACGCCUCAUCCGGCGGCUGUCCAUGCGACCCACGGCCGAGGAGCUGGUCGAGCGCAACAUCUUGAAAACUCAAUCACCCGCCGAGGAGAAGAAGCAGAAGGAGGAGAAGAAGUCGUAUCUGUUGCGCAAACUCAGCUUUCGGCCGACCGUCGAGGAGCUGAAGGAGAAGAAGAUCAUCCGAUUCAACGACUACAUCGAGGUCACGCAGGCCCACGACUACGAUCGGCGGGCGGACAAGCCGUGGACAAGACUGACGCCAAAGGACAAGGCCGCCAUUCGCAAGGAGCUGAACGAGUUCAAGUCCUCCGAAAUGGCCGUCCACGAGGGCAGUCGGCAUUUGACGAGAUUCCAUAGGCCAUGACGAUUGCAAUGGCAGCAACUUUCCAGCAAAUUACAACAGCAACCGAAGCAGCAAUUGUAUUUCAUGCAGCAUAAAAUUGUCAACAAAUGUUUAAAAGCAAAAAAUUAAGCCAGCAAACUAAAAACGAAGGAAACUUUCAACGCAAAAAAAAAGCAAGCAUAGAAAUGCAAAAAUUAAAAAAAAAAAAAAAAAAUAUCACAAAAAAAGAGGAAGGAAACAUGAGAAAGCGAAAAUGAAGAUGGAAGGGCCACAUUCAAGAACAUAAUUGAUAAUUUAAGAUUUCUGUUGAUCAUAGCGAGAGUGCCGCUCGGUUUUCUAAUUUUAAGUUCUUUGUUUCACCUUCUUUAUUUGUUAAUUGUGUGUAAAUAAAUUCCUUUCGAUAUUCAUGCCAAUUUCACAACGCAAAUCAAAAUAUCAAUUCGUCUUUUGUAGAAAUGUUAAGUCGCUUUUUGAGUCAAGGCAAUUAUGUAUUAUAUUAUAUAAAAUUUAACGAUUAAAUAACAAGGAGAAACACUAAAUGAUAUUCGAUUAAAUAUUUACAUUAAAGAAAAAUGGCUGAGAAAAAUUCAUUAAAGCUUAGGCAUUAAUUUACACUUACUGUUGCUUUCCAUAAAUUUUUAAUUUUUGAAUUAAGCCAACUAAACAAUACAAAAUAAAAGAAAUACCACAAAACAAACAAUUCUAAACGAAAAAUUAUGUUUUACAAUUAAAAUACAUAUAUUAUUGUAAAAAGCUUAAACGUAAACAAAAAAACAACACAUUAAACUUAGAACUACCACAUAUGCGAUAAUACGGAAAAAUAAAUUCUAAUUUUUCGAAAGACAUGUUUACGAAAGAUAAUUUUGUUGUUUUAAUUUUUUUCCAGUCUGAGUUUUCCUAAGUUUCAUUUUCGAUUGUCUUCAAACAUGUACAUACAUAUCGCCAAAGAAAAUUUGCAAAUCUAAAACUUAUCGUGGAGAGAUAGGAAGGAAACCCAAAAUGCAGAAAAAAGCAUGCUCAAGCUGAAACAGAAUGGUACGGGUAGUAAAAAAUACCCAAACGUAUAUAAAACUCUAAUAAUAAAUGGCAACAAAAUAUCAGGAAAAAUAAACUGAAGCAAGUUGGACCCAGAACGAAGUUUUUUAGUGAGGAGAACACAAGUAGCAGAAAAAUUUCAAACUUAAGACGUAAGUCACGUAACCUAAAACUUUUUAGAGACAGAGUACAGAGUUCGGAACCAGAUGGAACAACAUCAUGAUGAAUAUUUAUUUUGUAAAAGCAGGGAAAAGCGAAACUGAAACUUUUACUCAAGCAUUCCACAUAGUAAACUUAAUCAAGACGAAAAUAUGGAAAAUUUCCAAAACAAAAACAAAAAAAAAAAAAAACAAAACAAAAAAACAAAGGCAAAAGCAAAAAAUUGUAAAUUUUGAGGCAAAUGCAAAUUGAAAUGCUCGCGCGUGCUCGUGAAUAUCUAAACUUAAAAGACGUAAAGUAAAUGUAAAAGUAAACUAAAGUUAAACUAAAGCGUAACGUAACGUAAUGAACUCCGUUUCAAAGGACACUUAGUAAGAUACAGAUACAGAUGCAGACACAGCAUAUAAAUUAAACAAGCAACUUAUUUCGAAUACACCCGAUUAAGGGAUAAGCCCGUGGACAUUAGUUUAUUGAUAAAGUGGCGCUUCCUUUGCAAGUUUAACACUUCUAAGCCGAACAGCAGGAGACUUGUAAUGUUUUCGGCUUUUGGAUAAUCCACGGAAUCGAAACUAAAGCAGUCCUUCGUUUCAAUCCGAAUCUGAAUCUGAAUCUCUCUCUAUGUCUGCCUCUUGCUUCAAAGCGUUGCAUUGUCAAAGUUAAGCAAUAUAAAUUGCAUAUAUACAUAUAAACAAAUAUAUAUAUAAAACGGAAUAAAUAAAUUAUACAUAUUUAAUGACUAUACAAAGGCCGAAUAUAUAUAUGUAUAUAUUCAUUUAUGUAUACACCUAUUUAUAUGAGAGGAAGCAGCCGAAGCUGAAGCUAUACAAAACUCUAUCAAUAUGGGAUAGCAUAGUUUACACUUUUUCUAUGGAGCGAUUUAUAGUGUACGAUACACAAGAAUUAGAGCAGAAGAGCCAGAGGCGUCGUCGGUUUCGACCCCUUCGAACUCCCCGAGCAAUAUGCAUGCGAUAUACGCGGUAUGCCAUAGUCGAGCUAUCUAGAACCGACUUUCGUAUUACAGCAGGGCCUUUCCUCCUCGAUCCCCACCAGUUUUCGUUCUUCUGCCAUUGGUUCUUCCUACUCCCUAUUUUUCGACACAUCUUUGCCAAGUUCUGCAGUUGCAGAAACAAAAGUAAAUACGAAGAAUAAAACCAAAAGAUCUAUAGCAAUAACUAAGAACACCAUGAGCGAUUAAAGAGAAAGAGUUUUUGGGCCCAGGCCGAAGUAAGAAAAAAAAACCACAGAAAAGUUGUGAAAAUUUGAAAAUGCGAAAAGUAAAGAAGUUAAGUACAGUAGAGGAAUAAGUGUAGCGAGAGUUUUGGCAAAUAAAAUGCAGAGAACACAAACAACAGAAAAAUAAUGAAUAAUAAUCACCGACAAAUUGAGAUUUAAU